This is a messenger RNA of Prosopis cineraria, 2646 nucleotides long. Its product is annotated as probable acyl-activating enzyme 17, peroxisomal. The transcript is spliced from 14 exons. The record is from RefSeq and is a predicted model, not a curated record. The coding region runs from base 147 to 2333 and encodes 728 amino acids. Lineage: Eukaryota; Viridiplantae; Streptophyta; Magnoliopsida; Fabales; Fabaceae.
ACUGGAAGCGAUCACGAUCAUCACAUGGCAUCAGCCAUCCAUCGGGGAGUCCCUCGCGUGUUGUUCUAGCUAACCAAAACUGACAUUCAACUUCAAAGGAAUCACUUCAGUCUUCACUCCACUUUUUGGCUGGAAAGCUGGUGAAGAUGACCAUGGCUUCCAAAUCGCUUGAUUCUAUAACUCCCUCCGAUAUUGAAUCUCUUGGUAUCACACGAGAAGAUGCUGCGAGCCUUCAUCAACUUCUCAAAGAAAUCGUUGCAAUUCACGGGGUUGGAACUCCGGCCACGUGGCAGAACAUCUCGAAGCGCGUACUCAACCCUCACCUUCCCUUCUCGUUCCAUCAGAUGUUGUACUAUGCAUGCUACAAGAACUAUGGUCCUGACCCGCCCGCUUGGAUACCCGAACCGGCAAAUGCUGUUUUAACAAACGUUGGCCUGUUACUGGAGAGGAGGGGGAAAGAAUUUUUGGGUUCGGCAUAUAUGGAUCCUGUUACUAGCUUUUCUGAUUUCCAGAAAUUUUCAGUCUCAAACCCUGAGGUUUACUGGAGAACUGUACUACAUGAGUUAGAUGUAUCAUUUUCUAUGCCACCUAAAUGCAUCUUACAAGAAUGUACCUCAGGAGAAACCCAAUUAACAUACCCAGGUGGCCAAUGGCUUCCUGAAGCAUCUAUUAACCUAGCAAAGAAUUGUUUAAAUAUAAAUUCUAGAAGAAGUUUGGAUGACAUGGUAAUAAUUUGGCGUGACGAACUACAUGAUGAUCUACCUUUACACAAAAUGACUCUUAAGGAAUUGCGUGAAGAAGUUUGGUUAGUUGCAUAUGCACUCCAAGCUUUAGGCCUAGAGAAAGGAUCUUCUAUUGCAAUUGAUAUGCCGAUGGCUGUCAAAUCUGUUGUUGUCUACCUAGCUAUUGUUCUGGCAGGUUAUGUUGUUGUAUCAAUUGCAGAUAGUUUUGCAGCGCCUGAAAUAUCAACCAGGCUUAAAAUAUCAAAAGCAAAAGUCAUAUUCACUCAGGAUCUCAUCAUUCGCGGUGACAAAACCAUCCCCCUCUACAGUAGAAUUGUGGAUGCUGAGUCACCUAUGGCUAUAGUGAUCCCAACCAGAGGGUCUGGGUUAAGCAUGAAAUUACGUGAUGGUGAUCUUUCUUGGUGUGAUUUUCUGGAAGGCGUUGAUAGUCUAAAAGGCAAGGAAUUUAUGGCUGUAGAACAACUGGCAGAAGCAUUUACGAACAUUCUCUUUUCUUCUGGAACAACAGGUGAUCCAAAGGCAAUUCCAUGGACCAAUGUAACUCCUCUAAAAGCUGCUGCAGAUGCAUGGUGCCACUUGGACAUUCGUAAAGGUGAUGUUGUUGCCUGGCCUACUAAUCUUGGAUGGAUGAUGGGUCCUUGGCUAGUAUAUGCUUCAUUGAUAAACGGAGCUUCAAUGGCUUUAUAUAAUGGAUCUCCUCUUGGGACUGGCUUUGCCAAGUUUGUACAGGAUGCUAAAGUAACAAUGCUUGGUGUGAUUCCAAGUCUUGUACGGACUUGGAAAAGUACAAAUUCCACUGCUGGCUAUGAUUGGUCUUCCAUCCGUUGCUUUGGCUCCACUGGAGAAGCAUCUAAUGUAGAUGAAUACCUUUGGUUGAUGGGGAGGGCUCACUACAAACCUAUUAUUGAAUAUUGUGGUGGUACAGAGAUUGGCGGCGGCUUUGUUUCUGGAUCAUUACUGCAGGCUCAAUCAUUGGCUGCUUUCAGCAUACCUGUGAUGGGCUGCACUUUGUUUAUUCUUGGCAAUGAUGGCUAUCCCAUCCCUCAAAAUGUUCCAGGAAUGGGUGAAUUGGCUCUUGGACCCCUUAUGUUUGGAUCUUCUAGUACGCUACUGAAUGCUGACCAUUAUAGUGUAUACUUCAAGAGCAUGCCUUUAUGGAACGGCAAGGUUUUGCGAAGGCAUGGGGAUGUAUUCGAGCUUACUUCUAGAGGAUACUAUCAUGCGCAUGGUCGUGCAGAUGAUACAAUGAACCUUGGGGGAAUCAAGGUGAGUUCGGUUGAGAUUGAACGCAUAUGCAAUGGAGUUGAUAGCAAUAUCCUGGAAACAGCUGCCAUUGGAGUCCCGCCCGCAGGAGGUGGACCUGAGCAGUUGGUUAUAGCCGUUGUAUUCAAGAAUUCAAACAAUCCAUCACCAGACCUACAUCUACUUAGAUUGUCUUUCAAUUCUGCUCUUCAAAAGACGCUAAAUCCAUUGUUCAAGGUUUCUCGAAUCGAGCCUCUGUCAUCUCUUCCUCGGACAGCUUCAAAUAAGGUCAUGAGAAGGGUUUUGCGGAAGCAGUUUUCUGAGCUUUGCCACAGUCCGAAGCUUUGAUGAAGUUCUUGUUCUUCCAGAACCAUUUAUGGAUAUAAAGGGUAACGCGUGCCACUUGACAAACCCCCCUUUGAUGUUGAUGAGCAUGACCAUGUAUGGUUAAUAAUUGAUAAUAGCAUUUAAAAGAAAAUAUGAAUAAGUUUUUCUAUUGUGGGAUCAAGAAGAAAUGUUCUAUGUAGAUUGGUGGAGACUUGUAAGUAAUGACAAACGCUAGGCGUCUCUAAAUGUCCACUUGCAAGUCCGGCGUUUAUAUGUUGUGUUUAUACCACAAACAAAAAUUAUCCACUUAUUUAGAGAUUUUAAUCGUCGUCAA